Messenger RNA from Echinococcus granulosus, 207 nucleotides. RefSeq lists its product as hypothetical. Bases 1 to 207 code for a protein of 68 amino acids. NCBI's taxonomy places the organism in Eukaryota, Metazoa, Platyhelminthes, Cestoda, Cyclophyllidea, Taeniidae. The transcript is spliced from 2 exons. The record is from RefSeq and is a predicted model, not a curated record.
AUGGGUCUAGACACCCAACCUAAGCGCGUUGUGGCCGUGGCCUCGCCGGACAUACGCGCGUCCAUGAGUGUUGGCGGUUUUUGUGUGGCAGUCCUAACCCUACAGAUCCAGUGCAUAUACCGUUCACCAGCCCAGACAGCGUUGGUCAAAGUGGGACACAAAGAUGGCAACGGUUGCCUGUGUGUGCCAGCAUUUGGUGAAGAAUGA